Messenger RNA from Procambarus clarkii (red swamp crayfish), 809 nucleotides. The record is from RefSeq and is a predicted model, not a curated record. Lineage: Eukaryota; Metazoa; Arthropoda; Malacostraca; Decapoda; Cambaridae.
GGAGGCGUGGCUCUCCUGAGAGGUAUAAGAGGCAGCGCUGCCUUCAGCAGGCCACAGUCGGCCUAGAGAUCCUCCAGAGCCAUGAAGACCCUGGUGGUUGCUGCCGUCCUGGCCGCCUUCUGCUUGGUGGCCACAGAUGCUGAGCCUUCCCCAGAUGCUGAGCCAGGCUUCCUUGGAGGCUACCGUGGCCACAAUGUAGGCUUCCUUGGCGGUUACGGUGGAGGCUAUGGUGGAGGCUAUGGCUACCGCGGAAAGAGGAGUGCUGAGCCUUCCCCAGAUGCUGAGCCAGGUUUCCUUGGAGGCUUUCGUGGCCACAAUGUAGGCUUCCUUGGAGGCUACGGUGGAGGCUACGGUGGAGGCUACGGUGGAGGCUAUGGCUACCGCGGAAAGAGGAGCGCUGAGCCUUCCCCAGAUGCUGAACCAGGUUUCCUUGGAGGCUUUCGUGGCCACAAUGUAGGCUUCCUUGGCGGUUACGGUGGAGGCUAUGGCUACCGUGGAAAGAGGAGUGCUGAGCCUUCCCCAGAUGCUGAACCAGGUUUCCUUGGAGGCUUUCGUGGCCACAAUGUAGGCUUCCUUGGCGGCUACGGUGGAGGCUAUGGUGGAGGCUAUGGCUAUCGCGGAAAGAGGAGUGCUGAGCCUUCCCCAGAUGCUGAGCCAGGCUUCCUUGGAGGCUACCGUGGCCACCACCUCGGAGGCUUCGGCAGAAGCUACGGAUACUUCGGUUGAACAUAAUGGCUUCCCACGUCCAAACUCCUCCAUUUAGUGACUGUCACGAGUAAGAACCCUUAAAUAAAUAAAUACAUAUCUUA